Trichobilharzia regenti is the source of this 5298-nucleotide messenger RNA. The record is from the annotation of a GenBank genome assembly. NCBI's taxonomy places the organism in Eukaryota, Metazoa, Platyhelminthes, Trematoda, Strigeidida, Schistosomatidae.
AUGGUUGGCGUAGAUCCGGAACAAGAAGAAGAACGUCGAUCUACUCAUCAAAGUAAUCUUGAUGAAGACGACUUGAAUGAUGAAGCAAAUGAAUUGAAAAAAGCAAUAAUUCUAAAACCAGGUGAUAAAUUUCUUGGAAUAUCAACCAAUCCUGAAUUGUAUGAAGCACAAAGUGUUAGUCGUAUUGAAGAUAUACCCGAUGAAGUACAAGAAGGCAUUGAACGUAGCCUUUCAGAUCUUGUUAGAGAUAGAAUUUAUCUAACAGAUUUUGAUCCAGACCUUCAUUGGACCAGCUUACAUGAAGAAUUUGUUGAAAAUGAAUUUGCUAGCGGUGAGCACAACCUACUUAUCUGCUAUAUGAUGAAUAAAGAUGAGCUAAAACUAGAAUUUGAAGUACCAAGAUUUUGGUGUAGUGAAAUUAAUUACUUCAUUUUCACACCAGGUGUAAAUGGGGAGAAAGUGACUGUUGAUAAUUUUGAUUUACGCAUACAAUUUGGUAGUAUAUCAGGUUCAGCUAUACAACGUUUACUCAGCGUUAUGUCAGCGGUGUUUGCACCAAAUCUAUUCGCCAAUGCAUCAUGGCCAGAUAGCAUACAUAAUGAUUUUGCAUUACAAUUACAACGUUUCAUGUCAUCACUUACCGAUGCCAGAUGGAAAUUAGAAAAUAAAACUGUACUAUACAUGCCUACAGAAGGUUUAGACUUAUUACCAGAGAUAGCAGCUAAAAAUAAAGAACUAGUGAACAGAUUUGAAAUGAUCAUUAUUCACUGGACAAGACAAAUUAAAACUGUUCUGAACUCACAGAAUGUAAUUGAUGAAAUUGAAGGCACUGGGCCAUUAGAUGAAAUUGAAUUUUGGCGUAAUCGUUGUGAAGAUUUAACAGGAAUUAGUUUACAGUUGGAUCGACCAACUAUCAAGCAUAUAACAGAAAUUUCAACAAUUGCAAAAUCAACUUAUAUUACAGCUUUUUUAAAGUUAGCUGAUGAAAUUAAAUCUAAUACGCUACAAGCACAGAAUAAUUUGAAAUUUUUAGAUACAAUUAAAGAAGUCUGUCAUCAUUUAGCUGAAUCGAAACCAGUUGAUAUUCCUGCCAAGCUACCACGUCUUAUCAAUACUAUUCGUAUGAUAUGGACUAAUUCAAAGCAUUAUAAUGAUAAAGAAGCUAUAACAGGAUUAUUUCGUAAAUUAUCAAAUGAAAUUAUAUCAAGAUGUUGUAGUGUUAUUUCACUUGAUGAUAUAUUCAAUGGAAAAGUUAUCUCCACUUCAGUAAAUUUACAUCAUUGUAUUAAUUGUUGUGAAGAAUACAAGCAGAUUUAUGAUCGAUUACAGUUGAUGCAUUCACGUAAUUCACCAAAACCAUGGGAUGCACAAAGGAGUAGUAUAUUUGCACAAGUUGAUGCAUUUAUACAAAGAUGUCGUGAUCUUUUGGAAAUAUGUGAAUGUCAAAAACAUUUUGGUCGAUAUGAAGAAGGCAAUAAAACAAUUAUGCCAAUAUUUCAAGGAAUUCGUGGUCCAGAAGUAGAGAUUCUUUUAACAACAAUUGAACAAAUGUUUGCUAAAUUAAUGAAUAAUUUAUUUGAAAAACGUCAUUAUAUCUUAGAUGUGAAGGCUACAUCAUGGCAUGAUGAUUAUAAUCGCUUCAGGAUAGGCAUAAAAGAUUUAGAAGUAAUGAUGCAGAAUGCAAUAAAUACAGCAUUUGAAACUGUUACAACUAUACAACAAGGCGUUGAAGUAUUGGAUAUAUUUGCUCAUCUUCAUCAUCGUGAGACUAUACGAAGAACUAUUGAUAAUAAAACAAACGAACUGAUAACUCGUUUUGGCAAUUGUUUAAAUCAAGUUAAAAAAGAAAUGUCUCAACGCGUCUACACUGGUAUACCAUUACCAACUGAAGCAUACUACAGUGGACAAGCUAUCUACUGGAGAUUUUUACGUCGUAGAUUAGAAAAGGAUAUGUUGGCUAUGGAUCAAGCAUUUUUCUUACCACUAUUUGAAGCUGGUUUAGGAGAUCAUCGUCAACAGUAUACGCAGACUUCUGGAGCUUUAGAGGAUUUGACUAGGAAGACAUUUAACGAAUUCCAAACAACUAUUGAAGCAGAUCCAUUAAAAUGUCUUGAAUCAUCGGUACUAGUACGUAGUCAAUUGCAACCUGGUAUGCUUGAACCAAAUUUCAGUGGGAUAGCACUUAAAUUACUCAAUGAAUUACACCACUGGAUUCGACUUGGCUUUGAACUACCGCCGAAUGCAGCUGAUGCUUAUCGACGCAGAACAGAAUUACGUUAUCUUCUUGAUCUAAUAUUAGUUGUUGUUCGAGAUUAUAAUCGUAUUAUAAAUUCACUGAAUGAAGAUGAACGUGCCCUAUUUAGAGAACGUAUAAAAAUAUUAGAUAAAAAAAUGGCACCAGGUUUAAUAAAAUUACACUGGACUGUUAAAGGUCUAGUGGAAAUGUUUGUUAAUGAUUUUCGUACACAAGCGUAUAAAUUACAAGUGAAAGUUGAUGAAUACAAAUCAGCUAAUGCAAAUAUUAAAGAUAAUUGUGAACAAAUAGCUCAAACAUUAUUGAUUAAACUAGAACCAAAUCGUGUUUAUGAAAAUACAGAAUUUGAUGACUGUCAGUCUGAACAUAGAAGAAUAACAAAAGAAAAACUUAUUGCAAUGCAUGAAGAAAUUGUUGAGAAAUUACGUGAAGUCAAAGAAACAUUUGUUUCUGAAAGUGCUGAUAUUCAAAUGCAUUGGACAAAAUAUACAGAAAAAAUGGAUCAUUUCUGUGAAGAAGCCUUUCGAAUAAACGUCAAGUCAUCAUUAAGUGAAUUACAAAGAGCAAUUAACGGUGAUGGAAGAAAUGAUCCUAAUCCUUUAUUCAAAGUAUCAUUGAAUUUAGACAAUGAUGUUUUAAUAUUCUCUCCAACUUUGGGUCAGUUAACACUUGUUGUAGCAUCACUAGGAAGUAAAUUCGCCGAAAUUAUCUCUGUUAUCCCUCGACUACCCAAUUUACUCAGCCGAACAAAAUCUGCAAAACCACCAAUAAGUGAAGUAAUUGCAACAGAUGAAGAAAUUAAUAAAAUACAAGCCAGUAUUAAACGUGGGAUGCAAGAAAUUGGUACAGCUGUUCAUGAACCACUUAGUUAUUGGGAUCAAUUUAGAGAAAUUUGGGAGCUACCUAAAGAUGACUUUAUACAACGAUAUCGACAAUUAAAUCCUCAUGUCACUUCAAUUGAUGCCGACAUAGCUAGGUAUACAGAAGUAACCAAUAAAGUGUUGGAUGCUGAAACAAUGGUUACAACAAAAUUUCUUCAACUGGAUUUCAGUUUACUGAAAAAUGCAAUAGCUGCUCAUUGUAAAGAUUGGCAAUUACGUUUGAUAAAUCUUCUAUUGUCAAUGACAACAGAUUCAUUGAAUGGAAUCUACACUUAUAUGAAUAAUGUUCAAGAAAGAAUACUCCGACCACCACAGACCUUAGAUGAACUUGGUAAUUCGAUUCAACUCUUAGAACAAAUUUUAUCUGAACAAGGUGAAAUUCAAGCGAAAUUCGGUCCUUUAGAAGAACAAUUCGCUAUUUUAGAUAAAUGUGAAGUAACCUAUACAGAGGAAGUAUCAAGUAGACGAGCUAAUUUAGCCAAUGAUUGGGUACAAUUCCAAAGUUCAUUGGCGUCAGCUGAAAUGAUGAUUAAAAAAUCAAAAGAGAAAUUCAAAGUUGGCCUGCUAAGUGAUACAGAAGAAUUUAAGCGUGCUGUAUCACACCUUUUACAAGAUCUACAAACGAAUGGACCAUUUGCAGCCCACCUUCAACCACAAGAGGCAUUAGACAUUCUUAAUAAUUUCCGUGAACAAUUAGAUAAUCUUAAGAAACAUGAACUAGAAUUACGUCAUGGGUUGAAUUUAUUUAAAAUAGAACAACCGCCAUGUAAAGAAAUUGUUGUAAUUGAGAAGGACUUAGACCUUUUAACUACUAUUUGGUCAACAAACUUAGAAUGGGAUAAAAAUUGGGAAAGUUGGAAAGUUGGCCGAUUUUAUGAUUUACAAACAAAUGAUAUGGAAAAUUUAGCUAAUACGGUAUUUCGAAAAUUUGCUAAAUGGUCACGCGAUUUAAAAGAGAGAAAUUGGGAAGUAAUUGAUGUCAGUAAAACACGAGUUGAUCAAUUUCGACGUACAAUGCCAUUGAUUACAGAUUUACGUAAUCCAGCUAUGCGUACAAGACAUUGGGAUCGUAUAAAAGAAGAAAUGAAUAAACAAUUUGAUGUGAAUUCUGAAAAUUUUACAUUAGAAUCUAUUAUUCAGCUAGGAUUUGAACAAUAUACAGAUUUAGUUAAUGAGAUUUCAAGUGCAGCAACUAAAGAAUUGGCCAUUGAAAAGGCUUUAGACGCUAUGGAACGUUUUUGGCAAAAUAAUGAACUUGAUAUGGUACCAUACAAAGAAAAAAAUACUUAUAAAAUUCGAUCUACAGAGGAAAUAUUUGAAGCAUUAGAAGAUAAUCAGGUUCAAUUAUCUACAAUGAAAACAUCACGAUUUGUUAAACCAUUUGAAUAUUUAGUCGAUGUAUGGGAACGUGUACUUUCAUUAAUUACAGAAACUGUUGAAUAUUUAUUAACUGUACAAAGACAGUAUAUGUAUAUGGAAACAAUAUUUCUAGGCGAAGAUAUACGUAAACAAUUACCAAAAGAAUCUGCAGCAUUCGAUAUGAUUAAUAUUCAAUGGCAAGCUAUCACUAUGUUUUUAAAUGAAACACGUAAUACACGAGCAUGUGCAAGUAAACCAGGUUUAUUAGAUCAACUAAGUAAACUUGUUCAAAGUUUAGAUGAAAUACAACAAUCGUUGGAUAUGUACUUGGAGACAAAACGUCAAAUAUUUCCACGAUUCUAUUUUAUAUCAAAUGAUGAUCUAUUAGAAGUCUUGGGACAAGGCAGAAACCCAGAAGCUGUUAUGCCACAUUUGAAGAAAUGCUUCGAUAACAUUAAUCUUUUAAGAUUAGAAAAGACAAGUAUAUCAUUAUUUGAUGCUAUUUCAAUGUUUUCAUUGGACGGUGAAGAAGUACAAUUUAAAAAUAAAGUUCGUCUUGAUGGGCCUGUAGAAUCAUGGCUAUGUGAUGUAGAAGAUCAAAUGUAUAAAACGUUGAGAGAUUUGUUAAGAGAUUGUAGAUUCGCCUUAAAGAAAGCAGCUAAUAAACGUGAUAAAUUUAUUAAAGAAUGGCCUGGACAAUUGUGUAUUACAUCAAGUCAAAUUCAGUGGACAGCUGAUGUUACAAAAGCCUUACAACUAGUAUCACAUAGACAAGAUAAAAGGCCAUUGAAAACUGAAACGUAA